AUGUUCUCUGCAAGAAGAAUAUCUCUAAAGUCUAUUUCUGGAUUCAAUCCAAAGUUUGCCUCGACUUUGGCGUUUGUUGAAAGCAGUAACAAUAAAAUCACCCCAGCAUCAUUAUCAGCCCUUAAUGCUGCAAAAAAAUUGAAUCAACCAAUCACCGCCAUAUUGGUGGGAAAAACCUCCGCCAAAAUCGUCAAAGAUGAGCUUCCAAAAUAUUCUGCCAAUAUCGAAAAAGUGCUAAUCGCCCCAGAUUCUAAAUAUAACCACUAUUUACCUGAAGAGGUCUCACCACUUUUACAAUCCAUAUUGAGCGACUCAUCUAAUGAUUUUACACAUUUCAUUGUCCCUUCUUCUUUCACAGGUAAGUCUCUCUUACCUCGUGUUGCCGCCAAAUUGAAUGUGCAGCCAAUAUCCGAUAUUAUCGCGGUUGAAGGUCCAUCAACUUUCCAAAGGUUUAUAUAUGCAGGUAACGCUAUUGCCACCAUAAAAUCCAGUGACAGUUUGGUUUUAGCUUCAGUAAGAGCUUCAUCAUUUGAGCCUUUGGAAGCCGGAGCUCCAAAAGAAUUAGCCGUCCAAGAAUUGGCAUACGUCGAGCCAGAAGCUAAAGUGGAGGCCGAAUGGGUUGGUGAAAAUAUUAUGAAAUCGGAAAGACCAGAUUUGGGCUCUGCCAAAUAUGUGGUUUCUGGAGGCCGUGGUUUAGGCUCUAAGGAAAACUUCGAUAAGCUCAUUGAUCCACUUGCCAAGUCAUUGAAUGCUGCUGUUGGUGCUUCGAGAGCGGCCGUUGAUGGUGGUUUUGUCGAUAAUUCCUUGCAAGUUGGUCAAACUGGAAAGAUCAUUGCCCCUGAUUUAUAUAUCGCCGUCGGGAUUUCGGGAGCCAUCCAGCAUUUGGCCGGUAUGAAGGACUCUAAGACUAUUGUUGCCAUUAACAAAGCUGAUGACGCUUUGAUAUAUAACGUUGCAGACUAUGGAUUAGUCGGUGACUUGAAUGAAAUUGUUCCAGAAUUAACACAAAAAAUUAACGACGCUAAGGGCGCUUGA
Molecule: messenger RNA, 1035 nt
Organism: Saccharomycopsis crataegensis
Lineage: Eukaryota; Fungi; Ascomycota; Saccharomycetes; Ascoideales; Saccharomycopsidaceae
Gene: AIM45
Product: Aim45p
Exons: 1
Coding region: 1-1035 (344 amino acids)
Biological process (GO): fatty acid beta-oxidation using acyl-CoA dehydrogenase
Cellular component (GO): mitochondrion
Molecular function (GO): electron transfer activity; flavin adenine dinucleotide binding
Source: RefSeq, a predicted model, not a curated record